This is a messenger RNA of Phalaenopsis equestris, 720 nucleotides long. Its product is annotated as 14 kDa zinc-binding protein. Gene Ontology annotation, molecular function: adenylylsulfatase activity. The transcript is spliced from 5 exons. Lineage: Eukaryota; Viridiplantae; Streptophyta; Magnoliopsida; Asparagales; Orchidaceae. Bases 45 to 512 code for a protein of 155 amino acids. The record is from RefSeq and is a predicted model, not a curated record. Gene Ontology annotation, biological process: sulfur compound metabolic process; purine ribonucleotide metabolic process. Gene Ontology annotation, cellular component: cytoplasm.
AAACUGUGGCCGAGAACAUUGAACUGAAGCGAAAUCAUCAAUAAAUGGUCGAGGACUCUAUGAGCGAAAGCAGAAUUAGGGUUUUGAGCAAUCACUUGAGCACCUCGUCGUCAUCACCAAUGGCAUCUUCCGAGAAGGAUGCUGCUCUCGCUGCCGUCCCUUCUGACUCUCCGACCAUAUUUGACAAAAUUAUCAAAAAAGAACUCCCAACGACUGUGGUUUAUGAAGACGAUAAGGCUCUUGCCUUUAGAGAUAUAAACCCCCAAGCUCCAACGCAUAUAUUGAUCAUUCCAAAAGUUAAAGAUGGAUUGACUGGACUUUCAAAGGCAGAGGAGAGACACAUCGAGAUACUCGGCUAUCUCCUAUAUAUAGCCAAAGUAGUGGCCAAGCAGGAAGGCCUUGUUGAUGGUUUUAGGACUGUUAUCAACGACGGACCUAAUGGAUGUCAAUCAGUUUACCAUCUUCAUAUUCAUCUUCUUGGUGGAAGACAGAUGGAGUGGCCUCCGGGCUGAUCGAGCCAACCCUGCUGCUGCCUGCUUUCUUAGUCAGUCAGGAAUAAGUUUCAUGUGGCGAUUCAUCUGCAAACUAUCUAUGGUAACAGAAAACCAAAUAUCUCUCUGUGUCAUGAACUGCUGGAACAGGCUACUUGUUCUCAUGUUAUAAUGAAUUUUACUGUCUUCUUCUCAAUGAAACUGCAGUUUGACAAUUUUUUUUUAAUUU